This is a messenger RNA of Cephus cinctus (wheat stem sawfly), 2009 nucleotides long. RefSeq lists its product as uncharacterized. Bases 1290 to 1907 code for a protein of 205 amino acids. NCBI's taxonomy places the organism in Eukaryota, Metazoa, Arthropoda, Insecta, Hymenoptera, Cephidae. The record is from RefSeq and is a predicted model, not a curated record. The transcript is spliced from 5 exons.
CUUAAGGACGCUGAAAUUAUUUUCAAAAUUAUACAUCUGCCAUCUAGACGUACGCAUUUAAGAAUCGACUAUGGUCAUGCUAUUAACGGAUGUCAGAGAACUAGUUUUGCUCCCAUGAGUAAAUACCGACUGAAAUAAUAGCCAUAACAUAAAUAAUGUGAGCCCAUAAUUCUAUCGAUGCCAGGAUAUUACGAAAGGUUCAAUCGAUAAAAAAUUAUUUGAUUAAAACCCAUCACCGUCAUGAGACUGCCAUCUGAGUCAUCUCGUACACAAUUUUAUUAUUCUUAACAAAUAUGCAUAAUCUUCCACUUAGACGGAAUGCAUAGGAUGGUAAGUAAGAUUAUAUUACCGUUAGAGCAAGAGAUGCUUUUUUCUAAUGUAAAUAUCAGACUAGUGAUUUAACCGUCAGAGUAACUCUUAAAAACGACUUAAUUUGUAAUUCAUUUGGUAAAUUCAGUGUACCUAACACUCGUGGCAUGUAAGCGAUCAAAAUUGAAGAUAAAUAGGUUAACGAGUUUACAUAGAUAGGAAUAUUGCUUUUGACAUUUACGCCGCUUCGGACGACAGAUAAGUAGACUAUUUUUGAAUUUUCUAUUUAUUACGUCAUGCAAGGUCGAAUACGUUAGUCAAAGCUUGGAUAACGAACGAUACUUCAUUGUUACUAUUAUUCUCGUAUGUAUUUGCAAUUGUUGCCAAUUGGUUUGACUUCUAUAGUGAAGAUAGUGUCGCAGCUGUUUAUAAUUCUAUAUGGUAUGGUCGGUUGGAGAAAUUGGCAAGGGAUUUAUUAUUCGUUAUGAAGAGGGUUGUACUUACGUGCAUGAGCUAUUCAAUCUCUUCGGUCAAUGACUCCACGAUGGGUGAAUCCUUAUUGUAGAUUGUAUACGUAUAGGAUAUACCACAUGACAUCAAUGUACAGCAUCAACGGGACGUUCGCAGUCUCAUUUCUGCAUCCCUUCCACUAGCAUUUAUAUAUUUAAAAGUAUUACGACGCUGAAUAUCCUUUUGUAUUCGAAACGCGUAUGCAUGUCAAAUAAACCACAAUAUUCAAAAUCCUCAUAACUCAAUGGCCAAUAGUACAAUAAUGGCAGCGAUGGUCAUUGCUUGUUUUGGCUCGCUGUCAAAAAGUGAACCUCAAAAAUGUCUUGUUUGAAAAAUCAUAUAAAAUAACUGACCCAACCUCAAAGUACAGUUACACUUAAUUUCGUGACUCUUUAUGUUGUGAUUGUAAUAUUGCUUUCACGCGGCUCGUUACUGAAUUCAACUGAAAUUUAAAAUUACCGCCAACGAGGAUGUCGCGCGAAUUCUCUGAAUUAAGAAAGCAUAGUACAAUUGACCAAUCUUUAUUCACCUCGAUUGGAAAAAGAAAUAGUGCAGUGGGAGCUUUGCUUAAAAACAAACAUCCGGAACUUUUCCACGUUGCACCACGUCCUGGCGGAUUUAUUAAACGUGUCCAAAAACCACCACCUAAUUCAACAAAAAUUGAAUUUAACGAGAGUGAACUACUUUCGUCAACGAAGGCAUCGAUUCACGGAGGAGAAACUCAAGGUGGUGGGGAGUUUUCUGAUAAUCGACAGAUGUUAAAUGACGAUGGGCAAUCUCAACAUGAUAAAAAAUUGACGAAAGAGGAAGAAAGAAAUAAUAUGGUGCAAAUGUGCAGUGUUGCUAUCAGUACCGUGAUGAUGAUGGCACAGCAUACGUAUAAGGAUAUCACUGCUGAACAUGUUAGCCACACUGAAGAAUAUUUUCGAAAUUUAAAACAGGACGGUUGUUAUCCGCCAAAUAUCGGUCAGUUACUCAAGAUUCUGGGAAAUCUUAAGAAAAUAGGAAAAAUUGCGGCACCUGUAUAUACACGUGAUAAUCCCGAGGAUGAGAAUGAUGAUAUACAAAUAAGUGACCUUAUUAAUUGAUUCAAAUUUCUCAAAAUUUCUGUAUGGCUCUUGACCCUGUAAUCUGUAAGAAAUUUCACUUUUAAGUAAAGAAAUAAAAUGAAAAGAAGAUCAGUAUUUAAA